GGAAACAAGACUUCUGUACCCAACCGAACAACCAACCACCAUAUUCACCACCAUGCCUUACAACUGCUGCCUACCCAGCAUCAGCUGCCGUACAAGCUGCUCCUCCAGGCCCUGCCUGCCUCCCAGUUGCCACGGCUGCACCCUUCCAGGGGCCUGCAACAUCCCAGCCAAUGUGGGCAACUGUGGAUGGUUCUGUGAAGGUUCCUUCAAUGGCAAUGAGAAGGAGACCAUGCAGUUCCUGAAUGACCGCCUGGCCAACUACCUGGAGAAAGUACGCCAGCUGGAGAGGGAGAAUGCUGAGCUGGAGUGUAGGAUACAGGAGUGGUGCCAACAGCAGGUCCCCUAUGUGUGCCCAGACUACCAGUCCUACUUUAGGACCAUUGAGGAGCUUCAGCAGAAGAUCUUGUGCACCAAGUCUGAGAACGCCAGGUUGGUGGUACAAAUCGACAAUGCCAAGUUGGCUGCUGAUGACUUCAGGACCAAGUAUGAAACUGAGCUGUCUCUGCGCCAGCUGGUAGAGGCUGACAUCAAUAGCCUGCGCAGGAUUCUGGACAAUCUGACCCUGUGCAAGUCUGACCUGGAGGCCCAAGUGGAGUCCCUUAAAGAGGAACUGCUCUGUCUCAAGCAGAAUCAUGAACAGGAAGUCAACACCCUGCGAUGCCAGAUUGGGGAGCGUCUUAACGUGGAGGUGGAUGCUGCCCCAACUGUGGACCUGAACAGGAUCCUGAAUGAGACUCGGGCUGAAUAUGAGGCCCUAGUAGAGAACAACCGCAGAGAUGUGGAAGAAUGGUUCACCACUCAGACAGAAGAACUGAACAAGCAGGUGGUGUCCAGUUCUGAACAGCUACAGAACUUCCAGGCUGAGAUCAUUGAGCUGAGACGUACUGUCAAUGCUUUGGAGAUUGAGCUUCAGGCUCAGCACAACCUGAGAGAUUCUCUUGAAAACACUCUGACAGAGACUGAAGCCCGUUACAGUUCUCAGCUCUCUCAGUUACAAUGUAUGAUCACCAGUGUGGAAUCCCAGCUGGCUGAGAUCCGUGGUGACCUCGAGAGGCAGAACCAAGAGUACCAGGUCCUCUUGGAUGUCAGAGCCCGACUUGAGUGUGAGAUUGCCACAUACCAGGGUCUGUUGGAGAGUGAGGACUGCAAACUUCCCUGCAACCCUUGUGCAACAACCAAUGCCUGUGGCAAACCCAUUGGCCCCUGCCCAGUCAGCAAUCCUUGUGUCCCAUGUGCCCCCUGUGGACCUUGUGCCCCUCGCUCAAGAUGUGGUCCCUGCAACUCUUUUGUGCGCUAAGGAGCCCAGAGUGGCAAGGAGGAGAAAGAAAGGAAUGACCAAGUACUCCUGACUCUGGUCCAACCCUGUUUCAUCUGAAUACUUCAAUAACCUAAACCAAUUGCUCCCAGUCCUUCCUGUUGGACACCAGCAUGAAAACUUCCCAUCACUCAAAAAGCACAUCUUCAGGAAAAUGUGGAUUUGAUCUCUUUGUCUCUUGUCUCUUACUUGUCCCCUGCUUUCAUCUGCUUGCUCCUUCAGCAUCUGCUCUUGGGGCAUCUCUCUAACCAGGGGGGACCCACUUAUAGUGGGUUAGAUGCUUUCUUGAAAAACACAAAGCAGGUUGGAUAAGACAAAAUGCUAUAAUUAUUAUUGUGAUGAAUGUUUAUGAUAUUUUAUGUCUAAAACAUUUAUUUUAUAAAAUAAUUCUAUUUAGUGGAAUGAGAUGAGAUGAUCAUAUCAUGAAAAGAAUAUAUGUUAUUUCUGGAAACCCUUUCUGUCUCUGGAGAUUCAGUGAAGAUCCUUUGUAAUCCUCCUAAUAAAAACUUAAUUAUUCUAGUGCAAUGGCAAUAAUAGCUGUCUUUCCUAUUUAUUUUGACAUAAUUUGACUUCAUGAUUGUAUGAUGACUAGGUGUUCUUCAUCUGGAUCAUAAUUUUCCACAACAUAAAAAUAUCCCUAUUCAUCUCAUUUCUAGAGCUAAUUUGGGUGUUUGGGAGGAGGAAGGAGGAAAGAGUCAAAGUUAAGACAUAUAUUCAUUACUACUGUUCAGGAAAUGUGAAUUGUGAGGUGAUAGUCACUAAAAGGCAAAUACUAUAUAAUGAGAAUAUGUGGAAUGUUAAAAGUUCCUAAUCUCUGAUGAAAAAUUAUGGGACAAAUUGAAUAAGCACCGAAUUUGAGAUUUUAGAGCCUUUGUUCAAAUUCUAGCUUUGCCAGCUUUGUCUUUUGCUUUGGAGAAGCUGCCUUAACUUCUGUGGCCUUCACUUUUCUUUAAAAUGAAGGAGUUGGAGUAGAUAUGGUCUUUGGUCUAUGGAUUCAGCUAAAACUCUAUGAACCUAUGAGCUUAUUUUGGUUUUUCAUGGCAAAUUAUUAAAUUUACCCUGCAAGGCAAAUAGCC
Messenger RNA from Monodelphis domestica (gray short-tailed opossum), 2391 nucleotides. Its product is annotated as keratin, type I cuticular Ha3-I. Gene Ontology annotation, cellular component: cytoskeleton. The record is from RefSeq and is a predicted model, not a curated record. NCBI's taxonomy places the organism in Eukaryota, Metazoa, Chordata, Mammalia, Didelphimorphia, Didelphidae. Gene Ontology annotation, molecular function: structural molecule activity. Gene Ontology annotation, biological process: intermediate filament organization; epithelial cell differentiation.